AGCUCGCUCCCCACCUCCAGCCCCCGACUCUUUCCUGCUACCAUGAGCUCUCGUGGUGGAUUCCGAGGCGGUCGCGGCGGCGGCUCUGACCGUGGCGGUCGCGGUGGCUUCUCGCGCGGUGGUGCACCCGGCGGUCGCGGCGGCUUCCGUGGCGGUGGACGCGGUGGAUUCGGCGGCGGCUACCGCGACGACGGCCCUCCUGCCGAGGUCAUCGAGAUCGGCACUUUCAUGCACGCCGUCGAGGGCGAGAUGCUCUGCGCGUCGACCCUCCCGUCCAAGGUCCCCUACUUCAACGCGCCGAUCUACCUCCCGACCAAGGCGCCCAUCGGCAAGGUUGACGAGAUUCUCGGCCCGAUCAACGAGGUCUACUUCACGAUCAAGCCCCAGGCCGGCAUCGUCGCGACGUCGUUCACGGCGGGCGACAAGGUGUGCAUCUCGACCGACAAGCUGCUCCCGAUCGAGCGCUUCCUUCCGCAACCCAAGGCGCCCGCCGGCCCCAAGAAGAAGCGCGGCGCAGCCGGCGCCGGUGGCCGCGGCGGUCGCGGUGCGCCCCGGGGCCGCGGUGGCCCGGGCGGCUUCUCGUCGCGAGGCGGCGGCGGUCGCGGCGGCGGGUUCUCGAGCCGCGGCGGCGCGCCGAGGGGCGGCGGGUUCUCGCGCGGCGGUGGCGGCGGACGGGGCGCGCCGCGUGGCCGCGGCCGCGGUGGGUACUAG
Molecule: messenger RNA, 711 nt
Organism: Rhodotorula graminis WP1
Lineage: Eukaryota; Fungi; Basidiomycota; Microbotryomycetes; Sporidiobolales; Sporidiobolaceae
Exons: 5
Coding region: 43-711 (222 amino acids)
Biological process (GO): ribosome biogenesis; snoRNA guided rRNA pseudouridine synthesis
Cellular component (GO): box H/ACA snoRNP complex
Molecular function (GO): box H/ACA snoRNA binding
Source: RefSeq, a predicted model, not a curated record